Aspergillus alliaceus is the source of this 1035-nucleotide messenger RNA. RefSeq names its product lytic polysaccharide monooxygenase auxiliary activity family 9 protein. The transcript has 2 exons. Lineage: Eukaryota; Fungi; Ascomycota; Eurotiomycetes; Eurotiales; Aspergillaceae. The coding region runs from base 95 to 847 and encodes 250 amino acids. The record is from RefSeq and is a predicted model, not a curated record.
UCACAUUCCUUCUUUACGCCUCUGAUCGAGCAGGUCUUUCAAUCACUGGCUACGGAUUUGAUAUCCUUUGGUACUUUCCAAUUCAACCACCAUAAUGGCCGUGUCCAAGAUCGCUUCUAUCACUGGUCUCCUGGCCUCUGCCUCUCUCGUCGCUGCCCACGGUUAUGUGUCCGGAAUAGUCGUUGAUGGCAAAUACUACGGCGGAUACCUCGUCGAUAAGUACGCCUACAGCGACAACCCCCCAGAGACCAUUGGCUGGUCCACCUCUGCCACAGACCUCGGAUUUGUGGACGGCACGGGAUACCAGUCUCCCGAUAUCAUCUGUCACAAGAGUGGAAAGCCAGGUGCUCUGACUGCUGAGGUUGCCGCUGGCUCCAAAAUUGAAUUCCAGUGGACUGACUGGCCUGAGAGCCACCACGGCCCUGUCAUCAGCUACCUCGCCCCCUGUGGUGGCGACUGCUCCACAGUGGACAAGACUAGCCUGGAGUUCUUUAAGUUCGACGCCAAGGGCCUUAUUGACGGUAGCAGCCCCCCAGGCCACUGGGCGACUGAUGACUUGAUCAGCAACAACAACACUUGGAGUCUCACCGUCCCGAAAAGCAUACAGGAUGGCAACUACGUUCUCCGCCACGAGAUCAUUGGUCUUCAUUCUGCUGGCCAGAAGGACGGCGCUCAGAAUUACCCCCAGUGCAUCAAUAUCAAGGUCACUGGUGGCGGAGAUGCUACGCCUGCCGGCACCGCCGGCGAGGCCCUUUACAAGGACACGGAUGCAGGCAUUAAGUUCGAUAUCUAUAGUGGCCUGGGUGACGGAUACCCCAUUCCCGGACCCAAGCUUUUCAGCGGUUAAAGCCGGGAACUAAGCUUGAGGUCUGUGGGAGUCUUAUAUCGAAUGGUAUAGUCUCAUAGGGACUGAGGGAAGGGAGGGUGGUCUGUCUCUCUAUACUACCUUGCAAUCUAUCGGCAAUGUUCAUAUUCUGUGCAUAGCUUAGCUUUAUUAUCCUUCAGAUGUGAAUAUCGCAACUUUUCCUUCGGUAA